AUGCGGCGGGUGGUGGUGAUAAAGGCGAAGACGCCGCCGGAUGUGUUCAAGACGGGGAAGAAGGUGUUGGUGAAGAAGUUGCCUCCGACUGCGAAGCCGAAGCCUAAGCCGACGUUGGCAAAGACAGCGAGUCCACAGUCGGAGGAUGGCGGGGAGGUAGGUCACUGGAGUCGUCAAUUAGGUCCGUUGGAGAAGCAACGGUUGGUUGGUGGUAUGUUUGAUUCGGAUGAAGAAGACGACCGUCGCCGGAGGCGUCGGCGGCGGCGUCGACGACGUUACGACUCGGAUGAAUCGUCUGACUGGGAGGACUCUGAGUCGGAUCAUUUCAACUGGGACCCACGACGUAGUGCGGAGAUAAUAGCGAAGCACCGGGGUGUGAACAACUACGUGAAUGCACUCAAGGCUGAGAUUAAUGCGUUACAGGAGCGACUAAACCAUGAAGGUGGCGGAGGUGCAGUGAUGGGGGCAGGUGGUACGGACCAGCGCGGACGGCGACUGAUCUUUUUUCAGCAGCAGAACCGGUCGGUAUGUCGGCGUCUGCGACGGUCGGUGCGGCAGUGUGUACGACUCCAGAUGCGCUUGGCCAAACACGGCCUUUCGGUCGAUGAGCCGAUUGUGGAGGAGUUCCCCUAUUGGGAAAUCAACGAUACUCUUGCUGGCGGCCGCGGAGGCCCCUGCCGCUGUACCAAGGCACUUUGUGUACUCGUCGAAGCUCUCGAAGAAUUGGUUCCUGCACACGAAUCUAGUGUCUGGGAAACCCGUAUACAAGUCGUCAGUCAACAGCGAGAUAAACUAUUCAACGAACUUAUGGCUGUCAGAGACCGCCUCACCGAAAUACAACUCAUUGUCAACGCCGAUCCCUUCCUGCAAGCACGCAUCAACACAAGCUCACUCGGAUUAGACAUCAACUGCGCACUCAAUAAGGAAGAACAACAACUCAUCAUGCUACGGAAAAUACAGGGACUCGAAAUGUUCGUUCGUGAACUUGAGAAUCAACUACUCGUGGAAAAAACUAUCAGCCAACAAUGGCGACCAGAAUUGCGCAAACUGAGCGGCUCCGUGGCAAAGGCCUUCAGCGAAAUACUCAGCCAAGACAUAAACUUUUGUGAGUUCUCCGAAAAAAUGGCUGCCGUUGUCGACAGACUCAGCAACUCCGAACAACUUAAAGGUGGUUCCGCCGAAGACUCACUCAAACUCAGAGUCAGACAGGACGCGAAAAGAAUUCAGUUUUAUGUGGAGAGGAUCAGUGAGUUGGAGCGCCAGGUGGUCUUUCUAACCAAUCCUUCGCAUGAGCACAAUGUAAGCAACACUAUUUGUAAAGGCGGCGGUGGCGGUGGCGUGAAGUAUGGGGCGGUGCAAGAGACCGCGUUGCCGUUGACAACUGAGCAGCGUCUUCGUUUGACCCGUUUGGGGCCAGGCGGGUCGGAUGGCAGCCAGUCCGACAGCAGCUCGUCUGACCAGAAGGUCGCGUCCAGACGUAAGGCUGGCUCCGAAAGCUAUGUGCCAACAAAAUACCUCGAGAAGGAUCGGGCACGCACGGAAGGCUUCUUGACAUUGUCCGGUGUGCCGUUGGCGGGCUUGUCUCUAAGGACGGGUGCGCCGAAGCGAAAGAUGACUGGCAGACCGCCGUCAAGGUCGGCCGGGGAUCAAGCCCAACAAAAUGGUGGUCAACCUCAGGGCGGGGAUCAGUCAUCACUGGCGGGGUUACCGGACACUGCCGCCUCCGUCGCCUCCUAUUUGUCAAGCAAGUUGUUCUCCCUUCCUGCUUCGUAG
Molecule: messenger RNA, 1773 nt
Organism: Gregarina niphandrodes
Lineage: Eukaryota; Apicomplexa; Conoidasida; Eugregarinorida; Gregarinidae
Exons: 2
Coding region: 1-1773 (590 amino acids)
Source: RefSeq, a predicted model, not a curated record